AUGAACACAUACAGCUCUGUUAAGUAUGACCGUUUAAUAUAUUUAGAUCCUUCGACUCUUAAAUUCAGGGAAGAAGAAUGUAAGAGCCGAAUAUUGCAGUAAUGCAUCAAAGACAUUAGCAAACUCCAAAAUAUCACUCUCCUGAAUCACAUUUGGAUAAUUUUGUCAAUUUGAAAACAGUAGAGCCAUCUAAAACAUAAAAAAAGAAAAAGUUAACCUAAGGAUAGUAAGGCAAACCAAAACCAUAGACUCAAUAGAUUAAGAAACCUGCAUAAUAAUCAAUGUCUGUCAAAAAAUAAACUAAGCGAACUGUUUCUCCAAAAAAAAAGAAAGCUCAUACAGUUGAUGCAAAAAAGCAACCAAAAAUCAUUAAACCAUCAUAAAAAUAAAGAAGAGAAGAAUUAGGCUUGGGUUAACUUAAUGAAAAAUAAAUCAAACAACGAAUAAGUAUUAUUCAAAUUUAAUUAGAAAAAAUCAAAUCAAAGACAAAAACAGUGGAACCAUUAUUGAAGAAGAAAAACUACCAACCAAAUCAUGAGAUUUAACAUUAUAUGACACAAAAGAAAGCUAUUGACAAUACAUCUAGCAUGCAAUAAUAAUUGUUAUCUCUAUUGGAAAAAUAAAGAAAGUAAGGCAAUCCAAUUAACAAGAUUGGAGAAUCUGGCCAAGUUGAAUGAGUCUGUUAAAGAGAUUUUCAAAAAGUGUAAAACCUUGGAGAACUCACAACCACAAACUCCAAAAGUGACAAUGAAGAAAAAGAGAUAAGAGAUACCAAUAGAUAUUGAAUAAAGGAAAUAGUAGCCAAAAUUUAAAGAAAAUAGAGCUAAGUAAGAAUCCAAAAACAACCAUAAUAAAGACUAAUUAAAAAAAUAAUAUGAAAAUCUUAAUUAUAGAUAUCAAUAACUUAAAAACCCUGAACAAAAUUAAGAAGGAAAUGAUUAAUACAUUGAAGAAAUAGAGGAUGAAGAAUAGGAAGAUUAAUAUUCUUAGAUUAGUGAAAAUUAAUUCACUUAGAUGAUAGUUGAUACUUUAUCUAAAAUACCCCCAACUUAAUUCUUGUUGGAUAAAAUACAAGAAAUACUAAAAUCAUAAAAUGAUUUGGAUCCAAAUGAACUCACUAACCAAGAUUAUAUAGUGUUGUAGUAUCAUUUUAUGAAUGAGGCUGCAACUAAGUUAUAAAGUGUUUGGAGAGGUUACUCUAUCAGAAUGUAAUUACUUCAUGAAUUGUAAGAAAUGUUAGAAUAAUAACAUGAGAAUGAUGCUUCAGAUCAAGAUUAAGAUUCUGAUGAAGAGUAACAGUUAAGAUAUGAAUCACCUUAAUUAAAGCAAGAUUAAAUUACUAGUUAAUAGCAGUAUUAAAUAAAAGAAUAAUAAUAAUAAUUGAAAAAAUUCUAAGCACAAAAUUUCAUAAAUCAAGAGGAAAUUGCUAAAUAAUAAAACAAAAUAAAAUCUUAAUAAUAAUAAUAGUAAUAGUAUUAAUAAUAAUAAUAAUUGUAAUAGUAAUAAUUAUAAUAGUAAUAGUAGUAAUUAUAGAAAAUUUAAUAGUAACAAUAAUAAUAAUAAAAAUAAUAAUAAUAGAAAUUUUAAUAGUAAUUGUAAUAAUAAUAAUAGUAAUAAUAAUAAUAAUAAUAAUAAUAAUAAUAAUAAUAAUAAUAAUAAUAAUAAGACCAAUAAUAAUAGUAAUAAUAAUAGUAAUAAUAAUAGUAAUAAUAAUAGUAAUAAUAAUUAAAAGAUUUACCAGUUUAAAUCAAAAAUAAAUUUGAAAAAAACUUAUCUGAUUAAACAGAUGAUUUAGUAAUCAUUUAGCAACCAAAUAGUCCUGCUAAUUAGGAAAUGUAUUUCUAUAAUCCUUUUGGAUAAAAUGUUCAAUAAUCAUUAGAAAAACAAAUUCAUUACUCAAAUAUCAAAAGUUCUGUUGUAAGUGAGGAAGAUUAAAAAAGUGCAUUAUCUCAUUCUGUAAUUUAGUAAAUUUAAUAAGAAUUAGAAUUAUGGAAUAGUUAGAUUGAAAAUAUUAUUAAAUAAGGCCCAGAAAAGUAAGCAUUUGCUAAUGUAAAAUAAUAAAUGUCAUAAACAAUUUUAAAUAUUGUAUCAUAACAUAUGAAAAAAUAAAAAGAAGCAAAGACACAUGAAAGAAGGGAUUCUGAAUAAUCAGUGGAUAUGAGAAUUAGAAGUUAAUUGGAAGCUAAUAAUGAAAAAACAUUUAAUGAUGCUCGCAAAAGAUUAUAAAAGACUCAAGAAUAUAGUGAUGAAAGAUUAUAGUUAUCUUCAAAGGAGAAUGAUAUCAAUCGAUCUUCAUUAAUGUCACUAUAAUCACAAUUAAUGAAGAAGGAAACUGAGUUAUUAAAUAUGAGAGAUGAAGCUAUUAACUUGAGGUAUAAGGCAGAACAGAAAAAAAUAUAAGAUGAUCCAAUAAAGUAAUAAGAAUUAGAGAAUUGGUUAGAAAAAGAAAAGGAGGAUUUGAGAAAUACAAAACAAGCUAUAGAGAUUAGUAGAAAAAGAGAAGCUAAAGCAAUUUAAAAAAUACAAAGGGAUUUAUAAAUAGUGUAGACAUAUGAUGAAAAUAAUCCAAAAUUGUAAAGUUUAAAAAAGUAAGUUGAUGAAUAACUUUGUUAAAGUAGUACUAUUAAAUCCCAAAAAUAAAUAGGAUCAGAUAUCAAGAUUAUUAAUCACUUUGAUGUUGAAUAGCAUGAUGAUCUGGAUGAAAUGCCAGAAACAUAUUCUGAGGAUUUGUAAAAUGAUAAUUAAGAUCAGAGGAACUUAAUGAGACAAAAUAUUAUAGAAUCUGAUAAGUAAAUAGAAACCUAUUAGACAUUAAGUGCAAUAACAAAUGAUAUCUUAGAUGAAAUAGUGCAAAAUUUGACAGAAGGUAAUAGAAAUUUUAUUUUAUUUUAGAAUUAUUACAUAAUAAAGAUCAUUUCGAAUUUAUAAUCUCAAAUUUAAUUAGUUAAUCUGUAAUUCCUUAAUUGCCUACUUCCAUCAAAGAUAUUAAAACUUAUAUUAAAUAGUUAUUUGAAUAUGUAUUAGAGCAUUACAAAGAGGAAUUAAUAAGAAAUCUUAAUAUACCAUAUGGAUUCACUCCUUUUAAAAGAAUGCAACUUAUACAUGGAUAUGACAAUGAUGGUGAAGAAAUAGAAGAUGAAUUUCAUUAGAAUGAAGAUGAUACUUAAAUUGCAUUUCCUUUAGACGAGAGAUUAUUUUAAGAAUUCGAAUCUUAUAGAUUAUAAUUAGAGAAUGAACCUAAUGAUAAUAUUUAAUUUGGAAUGAAAGAGUUAGAACAUAUUCAUAACAAAGCUAUAUUUGAUGCAUGUAAUGAGGCUUUGAAUUAUGAAAGGCCAAACUUUUUAAGUAAAAAAGUAAUUUUAAAAAUUAGACUCUGGUUUUCCAUAUCCAUGGGAAAAUAAAUAAGAUAAAUUAGUUAUUUAAAAUGAAGACUUAGAUAGUAUUCUGAAAAAUAUGGAAAACAAAGUGAUUAAUUGGUCUGGUACUCUUGGAGGAUUCUUGCCUGUAGAGGAUGAUUCGUAAAUAGCAGAAGAAAAAUAAGAAAUUUUAGAUGAAAAGAAUUAAUAGAUGAUGAUUCAAUAAUUACAUUAAUUAGAAAAUCCUUUGUUGUUUGAUUCAUAAUUGUCUCAGCAAAUGUUUGAUAACAUAGCUUAGAUUAGAGAUGAAAGAUUAUAUAAAAUGCUCAUUUAAGAUGUAAAUAUUUUAUUUGAUUUUAGAUAAAAGAAAGUGAAUUCCGAUGGUACUUAUUUGAAGAUGAUAGGACUGAAUUUUUAAUGGAACUUGGAGAUAUAAUAUUUGAAUAAUUGGUUGAAGAAAUGGCAUCAGAAUAACUCUAAUUAUGAA
Paramecium pentaurelia is the source of this 3843-nucleotide messenger RNA. NCBI's taxonomy places the organism in Eukaryota, Ciliophora, Oligohymenophorea, Peniculida, Parameciidae. The record is from the annotation of a GenBank genome assembly.